GAUUGGUUGAUUCAUGCUGUGUCACGCACAAGCGGGUUGUUUGGAUUUUCACUGCUAGCUUGUUUUGCUCCUUUCGUUCCCCUGCUAACACAAGUCGUUCGUGGUCCGUGUUAAACUUGAAGACAAUUCAAUAAUAAAUCGUAUACGUUUGUUUACAUUUGAAGAGAAUAUGGAGAAGUCAACGAAAUGUUUUCUACAGCAACUCGUUCGACGUACACCGACUCGGAUGCUAAAAGCUACACUGGAAAAGUGGGACCGGCUGACCCCACAUCAGCGGCAGUCUGUGGAUUUCACCCUGCCGAAAUGGGUCAUAACCCAAACGUUAGUCACUAUUUGUGAGGAAAACGGGCUGACAAUGAAACACAUCACAGAACUUGAGAUGAUGCAUGUUAUUGAGAACCCAAACCAGGGAACGUGGUACUCAUUCCAGCUCUUGGACCCUGAAGAUGACGCUCAUUCUGUGGAGCUGAUGCUGUUCAAGGAGCAAUUUAAAACUCACCUCCGUGAGCUCAUGAGAAACGUGUCCAUAAAGAUAAAGAAGCACACCGACGAAGCUGUUUGGAUUCGGAUCGCUUGGGGAAGUGGCUUCUCUCGACCCAACCACCUGAAACCAACAUAUGUGGUUCACUAUCUUCAGUCUCCUUAUGUUUUUGUGAGGAAUCUGACUUCAAAGCUAAAGCCUCUGCUGAUGCAGUCCUUGACACUCUCCACUAGACAUCAAGCUAUUAAGGAUGCUAACCUAAGUGGACCAAAGCUGAUGGCCAUCAGGGAUCUGCUGAUGAAGCAAUAUCAACAAUCAUUUCCUACAAACGAUGCCAGCCCCCUUGCUAAGGAAAACCAACCUGGCCCAAUUGUGAACGAACAAGCUGAGGCAAGGGCAAGCAGACGUCGGAUGGCCAGUGAAGCCUUUGGCAAAGGGGCGGUACCUCAGCUACAGUCUGCAGUUUAUAAGCUGGAAACAAAAUACAGAGACCCUAGCAACAGGACCAUGACAGAGCGGGACGAGCCCUUCAGAUGUGUUGUUAAAUAUUCAAGCAGCAACAUCUUGGAGUCAUUCAGACACUGUGCUUCUGCAGGAAUUGCCUCGACCCCUGUCACACCCCUGCUGUCGUCUAUUCUCUUAAAAGGAAGGAAUUACUUUGUCAUCACCGACAACGCUCCUGCUGCCGCUUCACAAACACGCCAAGCCGAUCUGUGAUUGAUCUCUGAGGAGAAGUGCUCAUCAAAUGACUCUUGGCGUUUCACUUGCUACUUGUACCAUACUGUGGCAAUGGUUUGCUAAUAUCUUGUCAACUUUUGGGGCAAACUGUUUUUUUUUUAAUUUUAUUUUGAAUUUUGUCAUUUUAUCUCUCCAGAUAAAGGGAUGCUCCUGGGCACCUGCUAGCACCUUUUUUCGUCAUGAUUAUUAAAUGUCUCCCUAAAUGAAACAAAGACUAAUGAAUUAAAUGAAAUACAUUUCUGUGGUGUCUGGUAGCUGAGAGUGCUGUUUUAUAGAUGAAUAUGUUGUAUGUGUUUAAUGUCAAACAGAAUUUAACCUACAUUUGCUUCUAUGUUCAAUCAAAAUUAAGAUAAUUUACCGUUUUCAGAUUUAGGAUUUAUUGUCAUUUCUAACACGAUGAUUAAAAGAAUUGCACCGGUCAAAACAAGAUGUUGGAAUAAAACAGUCAAUGUCUGCCUGCUUUUCUACAAAGAAUUUUCACAUUUAAUGCCUGGAAUAAAUUAUUCUGUUCUAGCUGGAACAAAUUU
Nothobranchius furzeri (turquoise killifish) is the source of this 1746-nucleotide messenger RNA. RefSeq names its product centromere protein N (gene cenpn). Lineage: Eukaryota; Metazoa; Chordata; Actinopteri; Cyprinodontiformes; Nothobranchiidae. Gene Ontology annotation, cellular component: nucleoplasm. The record is from RefSeq and is a predicted model, not a curated record. Gene Ontology annotation, biological process: CENP-A containing chromatin assembly; chromosome segregation.